This is a messenger RNA of Carassius auratus (goldfish), 2149 nucleotides long. RefSeq names its product gastrula zinc finger protein XlCGF57.1-like. Gene Ontology annotation, cellular component: nucleus. Gene Ontology annotation, molecular function: RNA polymerase II cis-regulatory region sequence-specific DNA binding; DNA-binding transcription activator activity, RNA polymerase II-specific. Bases 447 to 1712 code for a protein of 421 amino acids. NCBI's taxonomy places the organism in Eukaryota, Metazoa, Chordata, Actinopteri, Cypriniformes, Cyprinidae. Gene Ontology annotation, biological process: regulation of transcription by RNA polymerase II. The transcript has 2 exons. The record is from RefSeq and is a predicted model, not a curated record.
GUUAUUGAUACAGUUUGAAAAAAGUUGUGACAACUGUCGGAAUUGGUGCUCUGCAUUUAACCCAUCCAAGUUCACACACACACCACGGUGAGAAGUGAACACGCCGUGAACACACACUUGCUCAAGACCACUACUGCCAUGGGUAUUGAGAGUGGAAGAGAGCACUGUUCAUUCACUCCCUCCCACCUACAUCCUGCCGGCUCAGAGGCCCGAACCGGCGACCUUCUGAUCUGGAAGAAGAGAGUGAAGAACUGAAUGAAAUACAAGAUAAAGAUGAUUUUAAGAAACACAAUUUCGUAACUGGAAAAAAAUUAUACAGUCGAUCACAGAUUGACACGACGCAGAAUUUGACACGAAAAAUACCUAAAAAUACUGGAAUAAGAUGUCAUUUCACCUGCCAACAAUGUGGAAAGAGUUUUGAUCGACAAGGAAGACUUCAAGUCCACAUGAGAAUUCACACUGGAGAAAAGCCUUACAGCUGCCAACAAUGUGGAAAGAGUUUUGAUCAACAAGGAAAACUUCAAGUCCACAUGAGAAUUCACACUGGAGAAAAGCCUUACAGCUGCCAACAAUGUGGAAAGAGUUUUGAUCGACCAGGAAAACUUCAAGACCACAUGAGAAUUCACACUGGAGAAAAGCCUUACAGCUGCCAACAAUGUGGAAAGAGUUUCCCUUCAAAGAACAGUCUUAAAAGGCACAUGAUAGUUCACACUGGAGAAAAGCCUUACAGCUGCCAACAAUGUGGAAAGAGUUUUGAUCAACAAGGAAAACUUCAAGCCCACAUGAGAAUUCACACUGGAGAAAAGCCUUACAGCUGCCAACAAUGUGGAAAGAGUUUUGAUCAACAAGGAAAACUUCAAGUCCACAUGAGAAUUCACACCGGAGACAACCCUUACAGCUGCCAACAAUGUGGAAAGAGUUUUGAUCAACAAGGAAAACUUCAAGUCCACAUGAGAAUUCACACCGGAGAAAAGCCUUACAGCUGCCAACAAUGUGGAAAGAGUUUCCCUUCAAAGAAAUAUGUUAAAAGUCACAUGAUAGUUCACACCGGAGAAAAGCCUUACAGCUGCCGACAAUGUGGAAAGAGUUUUGCACAUAAAAACAAUCUUAAUGGCCACAUAAGAAUUCACACAGGAGAAAAACCUUUCCUCUGCAAACAGUGUGGAAAGAGUUUCAUUCUAAAAAGUUACCUUAAAAGGCACAUGAUAAUUCACACAGGAGAGAAACCUUUCCUCUGCCAUCAGUGUGGAAAGAGUUUCAUUGAACAUAGCAGCCUUAAAGUCCAUAUGAGGAUUCACACAGGAGAGAAGCGUUUCACCUGCCAACAGUGUGGAAAGAGUUUCAAUGAAAAAGGAAACCUUAGAAGGCAUAUGAGGAUUCACACUGGCGAGAAGCCUUUCACAUGCCCUCAGUGUGGAAAAGGUUUAACUCAUCAAGGAAGCUUUAACAGGCACAUUCGAAUUCACACUGGAGAGAAGCCUUUCACGUGCCCUCUAUGUGGAAAGAGUUUCACUCUUAAAAACACUCUUAAUGACCACAUAAAACUUCACACAGGAGAGAAACCUUUCAACUGUCAACAGUGUGGAAAGCGUUUCAUUCAAAAAAGAUACCUUAAUAUCCACAUGAGGAUUCACACAGAGGAUAGAAGCAUUACACACACACUCUGUGUGGGAACAGUUUUGCUCAACAAAGAAGCUUUAAAAGGCACAUGAGGAUUCAUACUGGAGAGAAGCUUUAAAUUCUUACACAUUGUGUGGAAGAGCUCAACAAAACUAAACCUUAGCUAUCACAUGAACAGUAAAACCAGUGAGAAGCUGUUUACAUUUGAUUAUUGUGGAAAAAACUUCAGAAAUAAUGUAUCCCUUAAUGAGGCUUCACACUGGAGCGAGACCUUUCAUGUGACUUCAGUUUGAAAUGAGUAUCACAAAUCAGAAAGGCCAUGAUCAGUAAUAUCACAAAACUUGGUCUAUAUCUAUCACAAUACCUGGGUGAUGAAUUGAUUUUUAUUCUAUCCAAUAUAUGGAUUCUACAAGUAUGGAAAUAUAUUGUGAUUUUUGUUUGCUUUUUUAACACUGACCAUGGGGAAAAGUUGAAUCAUACAGAUGUAUGCGAUUUAUAAGAUGAGUCAUAUUAAAAGCUAUUAAUCACC